GAUGUUAGUGUGACAUCAGGCUGUAUCAAUGAGACUUCAACGGAUGAGGCGCCGCCUCUGUCUCGGGUGCAGUGGGACAGUUGAGCAUCAGCCGGUUGUGUGCCUGCUAACGGAUCGUACCUACGUACGCGUUGUCACUCGUCGUCCCGCUGCACGCUUCAUGCUGCGCUAGGUGUCUGCAGCACAGCGCGACGCCGUGCAUACCGCCAGUCACGGUGUCAUAGCCGCUGCUCACAAUGUUAUGAUACCUGUACCAUGGGGCGCCCGUAAUUUCACGUGCAGUGUGUCAGUUUGCUGACAAGGGCGGCUCAGGUGCCAGCCAAGGUGUACUAUUUCACCUCAUACUCCACCCUGCUCUCAGCCUCUCCUCAGCAGCGGACACUACCUACCUCCGCUUUUUCAUCUCGCUUCAAGGCCUGACCAUACUUUCGUUUCGCUGGCCAGGUCUUCAAAGAGCCGAGAGGAUUGUUUUCGUUUGAGGAUGUCAGCUGUUUAACUGUUUCGAUCAAAUUUCCACGUUUCACUUGUAUGAAACAUGGGCGGAAAACUCAGCUGUGCCGGCGGCGCCAAUUGCGCUAGCGGCAAGAAACGUCGACCCAAGAAGAAGAGACUGAGUGAAGAACUUGAAGAAAAAAGACAAAUUGUUGAUGAGCUGAGGACAAAAGCAUCAGAACUAAUUCCUCAAAUAAGCCAGCAUGAUGGUGAACUUAUUGACCAGAGCAUCAGGAUGAUGGAGCGUCAAUGCAGUGAGCUGCAGGCAUCUGUGGAAAAACAGCAUCGUGGCUAUGGGGCGCUGGGUGGAGACUUGGGUGACAUCAGGCAAGAAGCGAAUCACUACUUACUGUGGCUGAAUUCUCAGAGCUCUAACCUGGAGACAGAGACUCGUCUUGGCUUUGCACCCGCUGAGGCAGAAAUUAAACUAAGGGCAGCCAAGGAUCUUAUGGGAGAGCUUGAUGAAAAACAGGUGACUCUCCAUAUUGUCAGACAAAAAGCAGAAGCUCUGUUGCAAGAUCUCCCGGGUCCUGAACGUAUUUCUGUGGAACAUCUUGUCGCCCAGGUUCAGGCAAGGCAUAACCAGGUGUGUGAACAAGUGUCCAGUGAGUGUGCCAAGCUGCAAGCAAUACAUGAACAGUAUGUGGAGUUUCAGCACCAAGUAAAGAAAGAAAAAGAUUGGCUGCACAGCCAUGCCAGAAUGGCUGACAAGCUAGAUACAGUCAGACUGUUGGCUUCAGAUGUAGAGAAGCAGGCUGAUGAAAGCAAGAGCUUAGUGGCCAAGGUGCAGAACCGCAUUUCUCGACAGGAGCAUUUGGAAGCAAGUGGGCAGAUGUUAAGGGAGAAGUGCACAGAGGAUGGAGCAAUAGUGAUCAGUGUCGCACUAACAGAACUCAGUGAACAAAGUGGAGGGCUGGUUGCUCGUCUGAAGCAGCAGGAGGAUCAUCUGCGAAGCUGCUCUGAAUCACGCCGUCUUUAUGAGACAGAUUACCAGAAAAUAGAACAUUGGUGCAAUGAUACUGAUAUCAAGUGCAUGGGGGAUCUUCCUCUUGACUGUGCUACAGAAGUGUUGGAAGUGCAGCACAUUAAAUUUUGUCUUAUAUUUGGAACUCGCGAGAUGACCGAGUACAAAUGA
Molecule: messenger RNA, 1627 nt
Organism: Pomacea canaliculata
Lineage: Eukaryota; Metazoa; Mollusca; Gastropoda; Architaenioglossa; Ampullariidae
Exons: 8
Coding region: 536-1627 (363 amino acids)
Molecular function (GO): protein binding
Source: RefSeq, a predicted model, not a curated record